UGGGGUUCUGUGGGGGUUCGAAGUCGGUUCUGCGGGACGUUUCCGUGCUGUGAGCGUACCUGCGGCUGUGAGGCGGAACAACAAUAGAGAGCCGGGCAGCGAGGUGGCGGUGGAGGUGGAGGCGGAGGCUGGAGAGGGGGGGGGCAGCUUCCUCACAGCGGAAGGAGACGACGGAGCUCCUGCAGGACAAUGUGAAACACCGAGAGUUUAUCCGACGCAGUUAGCGAGCAGCCAGCCGGGAUGGAAGCGGGCACGGUGUAAUGCGAACCGGAGCCGAACAUCGACCUGAAUAUUCUGGGAAAUCCGCUUUUUUUUGAGCCAAGGAAGCGGCCGCAGCAAUGGGAAUACUCCGCUGAGGAGCCGCCGCGGCUGGGCCGAGAAUCGGGAGAAAGAUGGGUGUCGCGCUGCGGACUCUGUUGUUGUGUAGUUUUUGUUUUCUCAUACGAGGUGAGCCUCUAUUACUAUAUGCGAAUAGGCGAGAUCUUCGGCUCGUGGAUGCGGCACAUGAGAAGGCUAACGCCACGGUGGUGGUUGGAGGGUUGGAGGACGCCGCAGCUGUGGACUACGUCUUCUCCAAGGGCCUCAUCUACUGGAGCGAUGUGAGCGAGGAGGCCAUCAAACGCACCUUCUUCAACCAGUCGGGGGCUAGCACAGUGGAGACGGUGGUAUCAGGUCUGGCCUCCCCAGAUGGACUGGCGUGCGAUUGGUUAGGGAGUAAACUUUACUGGACAGACUCAGAAACCAAUCGGAUUGAAGUGGCUGAGCUGGACGGAUCGUUGAGGAAGGUUCUGUUCUGGCAGGAGCUGGACCAGCCGAGAGCCAUCGCCCUGGAUCCAGAACGAGGCUUCAUGUACUGGACGGACUGGGGCGAGAUCCCAAAGAUUGAGCGGGCGGGGAUGGACGGGACAAAUCGCUCCAUGAUCAUCGAUAAGGAGAUCUACUGGCCCAACGGGUUGACGCUGGACUACAGCCAGCAGAAACUGUACUGGGCCGACGCCAAGCACAGCUUCAUCCACCGAUCCAACCUGGACGGCUCCUUCAGGGAGGUGGUGGUUAAAGGGGAGCUGCCUCACCCGUUUGCCCUCACUCUGUUUGAGGACACGCUCUUCUGGACUGACUGGACCACCCACUCCAUCCACUCAUGCAGGAAGCAGACGGGAGGUGGCCAGCGUGUCGUCCACUCCAGCAUCUUCUCUCCCAUGGACAUCCACGUCUUCAGCACCAAGAGACAACCCACUGCAGUGAACACUCCUUGCUCCCUGAACAAUGGAGGAUGCUCCCACCUCUGCCUCCUCUCACCUGUCAGGCCUUUCUAUCGCUGUGCCUGCCCCACCGGGGUCCAGCUGCUGGAGGACGGCAAGACCUGCAGAGAUGGUGCGACGGAGAUGCUGCUUCUGGCCCGGCGAACCGACCUGAGGCGAAUCUCUCUUGACAUGCCGGACUUCACUGACAUCAUCCUGCAGGUGGACAACAUCCGUCACGCCAUUGCAAUUGAUUAUGACCCGGUGGACGGGUACGUCUACUGGACCGAUGACGACGUGAAGGCCAUCCGCCGCUCCCUUCUGGAUGGCAGCGACGCUCAGUUCGUGGUCACAUCUCAGGUGGACCACCCUGACGGCAUCGCCGUCGACUGGAUCGCCCGGAACCUCUACUGGACCGACACUGGGACUGACCGCAUUGAGGUGACCCGGCUCAAUGGUACCAUGCGCAAGAUCCUGAUCUCUGAGGACCUGGAUGAGCCCAGAGCCAUCGUUCUAGACCCCGUGGCUGGGUACAUGUACUGGACCGACUGGGGUGAUGUGCCGAAGAUCGAGCGGGCCGACCUCGAUGGGCUGGAGAGAGUGGUGAUGGUGAACACGUCUUUGGGUUGGCCCAAUGGCCUCGCACUCGACUACGAAGAACGCAAAAUCUACUGGGGAGAUGCCAAGACGGACAAGAUCGAGGUGAUGAACAUGGAUGGGACGGGGCGACGGGUGCUGGUGGAGGACAAGCUUCCUCACAUCUUUGGCUUCACCCUGCUUGGAGACUACAUCUAUUGGACAGAUUGGCAGCGGCGCAGCAUCGAGCGCGUGCACAAACGCACCGCAGUGAGAGAGUUCAUCAUCGACCAGCUACCCGACCUCAUGGGCCUCAAAGCCACGAAUGUACACGAAGCCUUUGGUACGAACCCGUGUGCGGAUGAUAAUGGCGGCUGCAGUCACCUCUGUCUGUACAAGCCUCAGGGCGUGCAGUGUGGCUGUCCCAUCGGCCUGGAGCUUAUUGCCGACAUGAAGACAUGCAUCGUCCCCGAGGCCUUCCUGCUCUUCUCUCGUCACACAGACAUCCGCCGGAUCUCCCUGGAGACCAACAGCAACAAUGUGGCCAUCCCGCUCACUGGUGUCAAGGAGGCUUCAGCACUCGACUUUGACGUCACCGACAAUCGCAUCUACUGGACCGACAUCACUCUGAAGACCAUCAGCCGGGCCUUCAUGAACGGCAGCGCUCUGGAGCACGUGGUGGAGUUUGGUCUGGAUUAUCCGGAGGGGAUGGCGGUGGACUGGCUGGGGAAGAACCUAUACUGGGCUGACACUGGCACGAACCGCAUCGAGGUAGCCAAACUGGACGGGCAGCACCGGCAGGUUCUGGUCUGGAAGGAUCUGGACAGUCCCCGAGCUCUGGCUCUGGAUCCAGCCGAAGGGUACAUGUACUGGACAGAGUGGGGCGGGAAGCCGAAGAUCGACCGAGCGGCCAUGGACGGGACGGGACGGAUCACGCUGGUGGCCGACGUGGGACGAGCCAACGGACUCACCAUCGACUACGCAGAGCGCCGCCUGUACUGGACUGACCUGGACACAACGUUGAUCGAGUCCUCCAACAUGCUGGGUCUCGACCGUGAGGUGAUUGCCGACGACCUCCCUCACCCGUUCGGUCUCACCCAGUAUCAAGACUACAUCUACUGGACGGACUGGAGCCAGCGCAGCAUUGAGCGUGCCAACAAGACCAGCGGGCAGAACCGCACCAUCAUCCAAGGUCACCUGGAUUACGUCAUGGACAUCUUGGUGUUUCACUCGUCCAGACAAGGCGGCUGGAACGCCUGUGCCUCCACCAACGGUCACUGCUCCCACCUCUGCCUUGCUGUCCCUGUCAGCAGCUUUGUCUGCGGCUGCCCCGCCCACUUCUCCCUCAACUAUGACAACAAGACCUGCAGCGCUCCCACAUCCUUCCUGCUCUUCAGCCAGAAGACAGCGAUCAACCGCAUGGUGAUUGACGAGCAGCAGAGCCCUGAUAUCAUCCUGCCCAUCCACAACCUGAGGAACGUUCGCGCCAUCGACUACGACCCGCUGGACAAGCAGCUGUACUGGAUCGACUCCAAGCAAAAUGUCAUCCGCCGUGCUCAGGAGGACGGGAACCAGAGCAUGACAGUGGUGUUGGGCUCUCUGGGCGGACACAGUCAGGGUCUGCAGCUGUACGAUCUCAGCAUCGACAUCUACAGCCGCUUCAUCUACUGGACCAGCGAGGUCACCAACGUCAUCAACGUCACCCGCAUCGAUGGCAGCAGAGUCGGUGUGGUGCUGCGGGGGGAGCACGACAAGCCGCGGGCCAUAGUCGUCAACCCAGAGAGAGGGUACAUGUACUUCACCAAUCUAAUGGAGCGCUCCCCGAAGAUCGAGCGGGCGGCGCUGGACGGUACAGAGCGUGAGGUACUCUUCUUCAGUGGCCUGGGGAAGCCCGUCGCUUUGGCCAUCGAUAACGAGGUGGGGAAGCUGUUUUGGGUCGACUCAGACCUGCGCCGCAUCGAGAGCAGUGACCUCUCGGGAGCCAAUCGCAUCGUGAUUGCGGACUCGAACAUCCUGCAACCCGUGGGCCUGACCGUCUUUGGGAACCACUUGUACUGGAUCGACAAACAGCAGCAGAUGAUCGAACGCAUCGACAAGACGACGAGGGAGGGACGUACCAAGAUCCAGGCCCGCAUCGCCUACCUGAGUGACAUCCACGCAGUCCACGAGCUCGACAUGAGGGAGUACAGUAAACAUCCGUGUACGUGGGAGAACGGCGGCUGCUCCCACAUCUGCAUCGUGAAAGGAGACGGGACAACGCGUUGCUCAUGUCCUGUUCACCUGGUGCUGCUGCCCGACGAGCUUUCAUGUGGAGAGCCGCCCACCUGUUCGCCGGAGCAGUUCUCCUGCACGUCCGGCGAGGUGGACUGCAUCCCGCAGGCCUGGCGCUGCGAUGGUUAUGCCGAGUGCGACGACGGCAGCGAUGAGGAGGACUGUCCGGUCUGCUCUGACUCAGAGUUCCAGUGCGAUAGCCGGCAGUGCAUUGAACUGAGCCUUCGCUGCAAUGGAGAGAUCAACUGCCAGGACAAAUCUGACGAGACCAAGUGUGAAGGUGAGCCGGUUCGGUGUCCCGCUGAUCAGUUCACCUGCUUUAACGGCCAGUGUAUUGGAAAGCACAAGAAGUGCGACCACAACAUGGACUGCAUGGACAACUCAGAUGAGACGGGCUGCUAUCCAACUGAGGAGCCACCGCCGCCUCCUCACAACACCAUCGGCUCCAUCGUGGCCGUGGUCAUGGCAUUGUUUGUGGUGGGCGCCAUCUACUUUGUGUGUCAGAGGGUCCUCUGUCCUCAGAUGAAGGACGACGGCGAGACGGUCACCAACGACUUCGUGGUUCACGGGCCGUCGUCUGUGCCGCUGGGAUACGUGCCGCAUCCGAGCUCACUGUCCAGCUCGCUGCCAGGUAUGUCCAGGGGGAAGUCUGUGAUUGGCUCCCUCAGUAUCAUGGGUGGGAGCAGCGGCCCGCCCUAUGAUCGCGCUCACGUCACCGGAGCUUCAUCCAGCAGCUCAUCCAGCACAAAGGGAACUUACUUCCCACCGAUCCUGAACCCUCCUCCGUCUCCUGCCACGGUCCGCUCCCAGUACACCGUGGAGUUCGGCUACUCCUCCAACAGCCCCUCAACGCACAGAUCCUACAGCUACCGGCCGUAUACCUACCGCCACUUUGCCCCUCCCACCACCCCCUGCAGCACCGACGUGUGCGACAGCGACUACACUCCGGGACGCCGGGCGCCGCUCAAGUCCAGCGCCGCCGCCAAGGGCUACACCAGCGACCUCAACUACGACUCAGAGCCUUUCCCGCCACCGCCGACGCCCCGCAGCCAGUACCUGUCGGCGGAGGAGAACUGUGAGAGCUGCCCGCCGUCGCCUUACACCGAGCGCAGCUACUCCCAUCACCUCUAUCCGCCGCCACCGUCGCCCUGCACGGACUCCUCGUGAGCCAAAUCCCCUGUGAUCCCCCACCCCCUCCUCACAGCUCCGCCCCCUCACUGUAAAUAGCAAUUGUGCAUAUAUGAGGUAAAAAACGGGAAAGAGAGACUGAUGUAACAGGAGGAGCGAGAUGCAGGACGAAAAAGGGAAAAGUGAACCGGGAGCUGCAGAACAUUUGUACAUUGAAAAGAGAAAAGCAUAUUUAUAUAUUUUCUAUACAGUGUUUACUGAUAAUGCCAUAGAGGUUUGUAUUAAGAAAUUUGUAAAUUUUUUAUGAAAAGGUUUUAUUAAAAUCAUCACAAAUAUAAGUUGCCUUAAACCAGGAGAAAAGAGGCUGAAGGACACAAAGCACACAAAUCAAUGGGACGUUUAACUUAUGAUGCCAAAUAUAAAAAACAUCGACAGCUACAGGGACGAGAAGAGCUCUGCCCGGAGGCUCCUCCCACCGCCGCGCUGCUCUGUAGUUACCAUGUAAACUGGAUGAGGAGCGGCUGGAGAGAAUGUGGUACUGGGUCUUUGAUUUGAACUUACCUCUCCUUCUUUUACUGAACGGUUCGUCUGUGUGGGUGUGAGUCAUGUGUUAGAUCGCGAAUCCAGGACACUCGGUCUGAGCAAUAAGGCACAUAUUUACCAAUAAAUCAAACCAGAAGCCACUCUGAGUAUCGAUGACGCUGCAGGGGUUCAAACAACUGUGGUCUGGUCUCUGAGAGCCCCAGAGACGACACGAGCGUGGAUUUUUUUUUUCUGUUGUUUUGUUUGUUUGUUUGUUUGUUUGUUUGUUUUUCUAGGCCCUUUGGCUAUGUUCCUGUUUGUCACAAGGUUUUUUUUUUUUUUUUUUUAAGUGUCAAACACUGCAGAGAGUUUUGGCACCAACUCUGCCGCACUGCAAAGUACUACAUGAGGCCAAAUACAAGCUUCAAUGGGAAAACUACAGUCAUGACAAGGAUUUGACUUGGAUGUCCCUGUGAAUUACUGCAGCUUUAUAUUUGCCCUCUAACGACCUGCAGCGCAAUACCUGCUAUAUUUUGCGCUCCGCAAACUUCGUCUAAGGUUCUGCAUAUUCAUUCAGCAAAUUUCAGCUCCACGGCUCUCACUGCAAACUGCAUGGUGGCGCACCAUCAACCUACAUGCAGUGCAUUGUAAACUACAGGUGUGAGCCCCUGUUACAUGUUAUUUAUAACAAACUCCACUGGCACCUGUCGUGCUCACAGUGACCUCCACGCAGUGCUUGACAAAAAAAAAACUUUUUUUUUUUUCUUCUUAUUUUCAUGUGUGCGCUCGUGUCUCUCCGGAGCCUCUGUAGACGCGACACAAACACGUUGAGGCAGCAUGACUCACAUCCCCAAACCCCUCCGUUGGUGUUCAGACAGGAUUUAAACCAAAACGUACGCUUGUGUUUUAUGUUCUCAUUGAAACGUUCUCAUGCCCGACUGCAACUGAAGCGAGCCAAAGCUGCACAGUGGACGCAGGAGGCGUUCUUCAGUUUCCACUUCUGUUUUGUUUUUUUUUGUUGUUUUUUUUUCCUCACGUGUGGAGGAAGCAGCGUUCCCCUUCAAGAACACGAUGUUGUGCCUGACCAGCUUCAUAUCCUUUUUUUAUGUUGUUACUUUGAGGAAAAACACACAAAUGAAAUCCAGUGCCCACUAAAUGCUAUAUAGUAUUUUUGUACCACAUAUUGUGUAGAUAACGUAUUUAUAAGCUAUAUAGAAAAUCAUUGUAAAUCUAUCCAUUGAAUUCUUGCAGUACUUUUCAUUCCGUCUUUUUUUAUAUUGCCUCAUUAUAUUUUUCUACAGAAAAUCACUCCAAACUUACGGUGACAAUCUCCCAUCAGUCCAGUCGAAGAACAUAUCCAGGUUUUCUUGUCUGUUUAAAGUUGUUCUGAUGUUUGAAGGACUGUUGUGCCAAAUCUUUUUUUUUUUUUUUUUUUUCUGUCAAACAACGUGGAGGCAGAUGUUGGGACCAGAGGAGAAACAUGAGACGCUCGUGUCUGUCAGUCUAUUCGUGUCUUUGCGCUAUGUGUAAACUUCAAUCUUUUUUUCAUGAAUCGUCAGAGAAGUUUUGUUUCCCUUCCUGCUUUUGAGGGAGAUGAAUAACACCAGCAUGAGUUCGAAGACAAUCUGAUGUUUUACACAUUUUUUUUAGUGUUUGUCUUUAGAAUAGAAUAGAAUAGAAUUCAGCUUUAUUGUCAUUGCACAUGUCACAGGUACAGGGCAACGAAAUGCAGUUUUUAAGACAUUUUUCUGGCUUUUUAUUCACCUUAUUGUCGUCAAGAUCCACAUACAGGGUGCAAGUGAAAACGUGACAUUUUAACAUUUUAAUCAGAACUCCAAACCACUGGCAAGCAGAAACUUCAGUUCGUCUUGAUACUUGCUUGAUAAUUGUUUUGUGUUGCUUUUCCCCCCCCAUCCUUUAUUCAUGAAAACAAAAACAAAAAAGUAUUUAAUCUUGGAGUUUGUAUAAAAAAAAAAAAAAAAAGAUAAAGCCAGGACUUUGAGAUUCAGGAGUCUGAAAAUGAGGACAAAUUUUCAGUCACUGACAAAAUUCCGCACGUAUCAUGUAGCGAUAAAGUGAUUUUAUUCUGAUGCGUCCUGUUGAGACUAGCUGAAUUUCAUAUUUCCACUGAAGUGUUCUCAUUUCAUCACUCGAUGUCUUCAUGAUCUGCAGACAGUAGAAAGUAGAAAGAUAUUCUGGGGUCAAACUUCUACGGAGCCAGUGAAGUUCAGAGACAUGUUACAGUUUAAUGACUUCUCAAUAAAUUAAUCUGUGAGAACUGUUUUCUUCCUAAUAAACACCCCUGCAAUAUGUUUUAUGUUUAAGAUAUUUGUACAGAUGCUUAGCUGCUACAGACAAAAACAGCUUUUCUGGGUUUAAGGAACUUGAUAUGAUUACGUUCAUUUAUCAUCUGCAUAUUAGCAUUGACGGGGUGGAUUAUACACUCAUCAGUGCAAUAACAUUACCCAGUACAGUACUUUAAUCUCAGAUUUUUUUCUUCCCCCUCUGGGACUUGUGGCCCCUUUGCCAGUUUGCUGCUCUUUAAAGAUAACAGUUCCUUUUAAGAAACUGUUACACUCCGGUUUUGUCCUAUCCUAGUAUUUUUAGCUGCCCACUGCCCCCAAACAGUCUCGACAUGUGUCCAUAUCUGUGCGAGAGCUUCUUUGUUCUUUGGUUACAAUGAUCUGCUCUGGGAGAGGUUCUCAUUUGCUCUCUGAGCUUUAUCAAACUUUUUUCUGUACAAACCGUUGUAGCUGACUUAAACUGUGUGAAGACGGAUAAAGAAAAGAUGACUGACACGAAUCAAGAACUCAUAGUAUGAACCCUUGAUUUGAUAAUCUGCAACGGUUCGAUCCUCUGUGUUCUCCUCUGAUCGGCAUUUGCUUCCAUGAAGAGUUUUUUGAGCUUAUUAAAGUCUUUGUUGUGUCAAGUCUGUGAUCUGGGAAGUCAAAUGUGAAGAAAAUACUGUUAAGAAUUACUCAAUCUAAAAGCUUGACUGGAAUUGGAGUCAAAACUUUUUCAUAUGAUGGCAGGUUUAAGGAUUUAAAAGGUACAAAAGAAACAUUUGAGGGAAUAAAUGAUGAGUUUACUGAUUGGAUGAGUCAUUUGUCCUGAUAAAUAUUACAUGGAAUUCCACUUGGUAAAUAAAAUAAUUUGGAUAAAUCUUGGUUUAAAGAGAUGUAGCAGCUCUAGUUUGAUUGUUGUAUUUGGGAGGAAUUUACCAAGAAAACGUCCCUUCUGACUACCGUCAGGCUUUGCAGAUCCAGGGACGUUUCUGUGCAGAUUGCGAGGAAUGUGGAUGAAAAUGGUUCCAGGAAGUAGAAAUGUAAAAAGGUGUUUAAAAAAACCCAUUAAAAGCACUUUUGUCAGUUUAUUGGCGGGUCGACAGGAAAACUGUCGGGAUCUGUUUUGAUCUUGUGGUGCUUCAUGGAGACGACCAACAUUUGGUUCGUCAUGUUCGUUUAAUUUCCACUAACUGUACGUUUUUUAUACGAUGACUGCUUUACCUGUAAACCAGAUGGACCUGUACAGCCCAUCCAGCUGCCACCAUAAGCUGUUGUAACUCAUCAAAUGCUGAUUUUUUUUUUUUCUCUUUUUGUUAAAUAUAAAGUGAGUGAACUCUG
Messenger RNA from Oreochromis aureus, 9361 nucleotides. It is a transcript of the gene lrp6, whose product is annotated as low density lipoprotein receptor-related protein 6. The transcript is spliced from 23 exons. Bases 393 to 5255 code for a protein of 1620 amino acids. Lineage: Eukaryota; Metazoa; Chordata; Actinopteri; Cichliformes; Cichlidae. Gene Ontology annotation, biological process: receptor-mediated endocytosis involved in cholesterol transport; canonical Wnt signaling pathway; Wnt signaling pathway involved in somitogenesis. Gene Ontology annotation, molecular function: Wnt-protein binding; Wnt receptor activity. The record is from RefSeq and is a predicted model, not a curated record.